This is a messenger RNA of Scaptodrosophila lebanonensis, 8290 nucleotides long. RefSeq lists its product as uncharacterized. Lineage: Eukaryota; Metazoa; Arthropoda; Insecta; Diptera; Drosophilidae. The transcript is spliced from 17 exons. Bases 140 to 8089 code for a protein of 2649 amino acids. The record is from RefSeq and is a predicted model, not a curated record.
UUGCAAUUGCACCGAACGUACGACAACGAGCGAAAUAGAAGCAUAAAAAUAUCAUAAACAAUUCACUUGUUAAACUAACAGAACUGCACAGCAGUUAAUCGCAUUUCCAACGCAUGGCAAGUUGAAAGUGUGACGGAAAAUGGAAAACGUGGAGAACGUAUUGGCGCACACCAAAGAAAUGCUGCCGAAGUGCGCCGAGAUGGUGGAGGCGCCUGCCGUCGUCGUCAACGCUGCAAGUGCAACCGCAACGGCCUGCAUGAAUUGCUGCAACGACGACGACCAUAGCAGCAGCAGCCAAAGUCCGAGUGGGGAGCUGGACGCCGAUGCAGAUGCACCGUGUUGCCAUGUGAGCAUGAAAAUGUCCAUAGACGGUACAAUGCCGCGCAUUUGUAGCGAAGCACUUCAUUUAAAAUGUGAUGCACUUGCGGCCGUGCAAGAAUCGGCAGCCAACGUGGCCGUCAAGCAGACGCAAUCGACAGCGCCUCAGCUUGUUAAGUCAACAGCAGCGCCAAUGCGCAGCGUAACGCCGCCAUGUCAGCUGCUGGAGGGGCUUAGUUUCACCGAGGGAAACAUUAUAAAUACGUUGCACACAAUUUUGGGGCUGCCACCAUUUGAUCCGUAUGCGCCAGCUCCCAAAUCAGACAUUGUGUACAAGGAUGUGGUCUCGUUAAUGCAGUGGAGUCUGCGCGAGGAUAAUGCCAUUGAGCUGGAGCUGAGUGAAAAGCUUUUGCACGAAUGCAAACAUACACGAAAAAGUGAUGAUCCCAACGAUGACACGCGCUCAUAUCUGAUGGCUAUUGAGAAUAUGAGACUUUUUUCGGAGGAUCCUAAAAAUUCCAAGCGUGAUGCCGAUGGACCAAUGCGUGCAAUUACGAAUCUUGCCUAUAUAUUUGUUAAGCAUCGUAAGGAGGAAUUUUUUACAUUUUGCUCCUGCAAGGAAUGUCUCGAAUAUCGUGAAACCAUCAUGGCCAUUAUGAUGGAUCAAUUUAAGGCUGCGCACAUGGUUGUUAUGCUGCUCGAUGUGCUGAUCAAGGCAUACAGUGCCAUGUUAAAAAACGAUGCUGCCUACAAUAAGUUCGAAAAGCUGCUUGAGUGCAACAAGGAAAUCUAUUGGAUUACAAGUGGUUUCCUUUAUGACAAAAAUGCCGAAUACCUUGACUUUAUAGAUGACACCGCGAUCUCCGAUAAUAUGAUAUUAGUGCUGUUCAGCGCCAUCCUGAUGGCAAACAAUCCCAUGCUGCUCUUACAAAUACUCGCCUAUAAUGUGGAGUGCAUUGUAAAAGCAUUCUGCGAGGGCAUGAUUGAAAUUGCUCAGAACGAGCAUGAGAAUGAAAAAGUUUCGGCGGAGAAAAUGCUGACAUAUCUUUUGGAUGGCUACUCUGACAUGAAUUGCAUCUCACAGAAAAUCUCACUCAGCUUGUUUGCGUUCGAAAACGAUUUUCUACGCAAAUUCAAGCUAUCUUGGGUGCUACUUUGCCAGCGCUUAUUUCAGCAGCAUGUAUUCAAUCCGCUGGGCGACACCAUGCUUGCCUGCAUACUCUCGCUAAAAGAAUCGGAUGGCUCUGCCCAAGCAGCGGCACUCAUUAAACGUUAUAUGCUUUUUGAUGAGCACAUGCACUCCAUUGAACGUCGCUGGACGGAUAUUUGGAUUGAGCUAAACAAGUUCAACUUGUCGCCCACAGAGCAUGAGCGUCGCAUGGGCCUGCUCGAUGUGUAUAACAUAUUCGAUAAGGUUGUUAUGGAUGCCACCGCGUUCUCACUGCCGGACAUAAGCGAUGAUGAGUUUAUUGAUUUUCAACGCAUUGUCGAUCGCCAGCUGGCCUGGAAGAACAUUAUGGCAUUCACUAAACUCAAGUGGCCCGAUGGCUUCUAUGAUCCACCCAACAAGUUGGUGUACGAGGAUUUAUGCAAAAAUUGUAAAUCACUGCUGGAACACCAUGACGAGAACUGCAAAUGCAUCACUUGCUCCAUAGCCGGUACACCAUUGUUGCCGCGACAAGCGGGCCAUUGUGCCAAGUGCACAACGCUCGGCAUUGUCGGGAAGGAUCCCAAGCUAAUGAAGUCCAAGAUACUGAGUACAUGCACCAGCGACGAUGCUAAGCAUAACGCAGCAGCCAGCACCAGCUCAGCAGCGGCCGCUGCACAGCACCGUCGCAAUGAGCAACCGGAGCUGGUGGAUGAGCCAAGUGGCGUCAUGUUUCGACGGCAGGAACCGGACGCGCUGCGCACCACGUAUCACAUAGCAUGGGCAGUGUUUCAGAAUUUGACGACACGCAAACGCUAUCGCCAUGACACUAUUGAGCCGCAAUUCUUUUGCGGCGAGAAUUGCCGCGUCUCUGCCUGCCAGCUUGCGCGCAAAAUCCUUGCCAAUGAACUCUCACCGCCACUGACGAAGCACUUGCUGCGCUGCUUUCAGCCCCUGUCAUUUACGCGGGAGGAGUUGCGCUCUACCCUGCCAUCACUGAUGUUUUUUAACCGCAAGCUGGCGCCCAGUCCUGCGGAAUUGCAGGAGCUAAAGAAUCAGCAUUAUGUCUACAAGACCUACUGGACCUUUGUGCUAUCCAUUUAUGCAAACUUCUUUGUCAAGUUCUCUUCGACCGCUACAGAUUUUAGGCACUUGGAGCUGGUUAAGGGUGAUUUACGCUUGCGCAUAAAUAGUGUUGUCGGGAAUAAGGAUGAUGGACGUUUCGAGCAGUUUUUGGCGCAAGUUAUCGGGUACUCACCAUUCAAGAUUACCGAUGACUUUACUGUGGGCGACGCAAACAUGGAGAAAAUGCAAUUCGGAGUUGACCAUUUGAUGAUGCUACACGAUUCCCAAAUGAUCAAACGCACGAAGCCGGACAGCACCACACAAUCAAUAACUGCCAAGUCGAAGACGAACGAAAUGUCGCAGGCGGGCACCGUCGGCGGCGACACGAACAAUUCGAAAAAGUGCAAGGAAAAGAUGCGCAAAUGUUGUGCGGACUAUGCGGACAUCGGCGAGCCGUGUAAAGAGAAUCAUUCGAAGAAGCGCGUCAAAAAAGAAUGUAAUCAUGCCCGCUUCAACGAGACACGCGACCGCCUACGCAAGAAGCUCACGCAAAUUGUAAAUGAUCGUAAAAGCAAGAGCACCCCAGAGGCGACGACGCCCAAGGCACAGCCCGAUCCCGCCCCAGCUCCGACACCAACGGGACGCCCAGUGAAAACGGAAAAUGUACCAGCGCAGAGCGUCAGCGGCACAAAUAACAACAAUAAUAAUAGCAAACAGCCGCCUACCCUUAAGGUGUUCGCCACGGCACAAUUGCAAGCGGCUGCCUCCCGCAAGAUGCCUGCAGCAGCAGUGGCGGCGGCCGCUGCAGCGGCAGCAGCGCUUAAUGAAAUCGGCGAGAAUAUCGACGAUGGCGACAACAGUUUGCUAUGCCUGGACAGUCUCUGCAAGAGCAUCCAAAUGCACACGGAUGCAAAUGCAGCGGCUGCAGCUGCGGCCGUAGCUGCGGUCAAAGGCGGUAACUUGCCCGCCGAGUUAGGCUCUGGCAAUUACAGUAAGGAGGACAUGAUGAAUGACUUUGCCGAGUUUCUGGGCAGUUACACCCGCGAACAGGAUCAGCAGCGUUGGAUUAAUGAGACGUUGAACUUUAUUGAGGGCAAGCCGCACCAGCCGCAGCCCACAAAUCCAAAGAAAGCGGCGAAGAAAGCCAAGCAACGCCAACGGAAGGAGGAGGAAAAACGCAUCAAAGAGCUGGAGGACUUGCGAAGUCAAUUCCUAGACAUUUACUUCAAAGAGUUCAUCGAUAAGUACGAGAUGAAAGCGCUGACAGCUGCAGGCGGCAGAAAGCGUGAGAAGAAGCGCAUUAGCGAGCUUGAGACGAACAUUAAGAAUUUGCAGCGUGCCAAGGCCAAAGUUGAGGCAUUCAUACUCGAACUGAUCGCAACAGUGAAACAGACAAACAGUGAAUUUAAGUUUUCAUACUUGCCCACCAAGGAGCAGCAGCUGCAGAAGAUUGCGGAGCUCGAGGAGAUGUUGAAUGGCGGCAGUGGUGCUUUAAAUGCAGCGCCAUCGGUAGUACCGCCAGAGGCAGCGUCUGCUCCGUCUGCUGCCGAAUCAACUUCACCGCCAGCCGUGGCUACAGUUUUGUCGCUCCAAUAUCCAGACUUCACCAGUCCAACGGCAUACUUUCCACCCACCGGAUCGCAGCACACGCCCGUGUGCUAUGCGCCACCACAGCAACAGCAGCUGCCACGCGAUGUGAUUGCCGCGAUGGCGGCCAAUGCCAUAACUGCCGAUCCGUCGAAACGCAUCGUCACCAUACGACGCGUCCAGCUUCCGCAUGCAGGUGGUGAGCAACAAGUGACUGUUGUGGCCAAAGGCAGCUCGCCCGAUGAGGAUAAACUACUAUAUACGUUUGUCAAUGGUCACAUGGUGGCCUCCGGGCAAAAUCCACCUGCAUCUAGCAACGAGAGCGCGCAAGCCACGUUGCAAUCGGCACCGCCAGAGAAAAGUGCAAAGGCCAAAAAGAAGGAGGCGAAACGUGCGGCUGCGGCUGCAGCUGCAGCUGCCGCUGCUGCAGCGGAAGCAGAAGCUGCUGAGCUAGUAGCCAAGGCCAAGAGCUCCAAGAGCAAAAAGCAGAAGAAGGCUGGAACAGUACAAGUAGCACCAGUUGCCAGUGCAUCCACAUCGGGCAACACCUCCAAGUCACAAACGCCGCAGAGCAGCGCUGUUAACACACGUGAGAAUUCCGUGUGCAGCGUUAAGCCGAAGCAGCCGCCGCCACCACCGUCCAAGAAGGCGGCGUCCAAACAGCAGCAGCAGCAAGCCAGCAAAGCCGUCUCGAAACAAACUGCCGAUGUUCAACUGCCAAAAAAAGCGACUGCUCCGGAACCAGCACCCGCAGUUGCUCCAAAGCUUGAACCGCCGACCGCUCAAGCACCACCUAAGAGGCAAAAGCGACCCAAGAACACGGUGGACCAGGGUCUGUUCGACAACAAUCCCUUUAAGUCACUGCACAUGCAGGACUCGUCGGAGGGCGAGUGGGAAACGGGCAGCGAGUCUGGGGAGAGUGCUGAAGUAACCGUUAUCGCCACUCCAGCGCCCAAACCACAAGCCAAGAUUCCUGUACUAAAGCCGCCAAUAGAGAAGCAACUGCUCCCUAAGCAAACGCCCCCUAAGCAAGCGCCAAAGCAGAAGGCAGGCAAACUAGAAUCUACGUCAGCGGCUGUGCCAGCGCCGGUGGUCACAAGAAAAACCAAAAACGAAGCACAUCAGAAGCAGCAACAGUCUGCACCGCCGCCACAACCCCCACAAAAAACAGCUCCGUCGACAACGAUAAGCACUAGAAGGGCCUCUGCAAAUACCAAGUCUGCAACUUAUGUGAGCAGUUCAUAUCAGCAACAGCAGCAGCAGCAGCAGCAGCAACAACAACAGCAGCAGACAACACAUGCCAAGAGUCAAUCGCAUCGUGGUAACGACGCCAGCGGUUCGGGAUCGGGACGCAAGCAGAAGGCGGCGCAAGGAGCAGGCGGUAGCAACAGAUUGGGAGCACCGUCACAUUUGCAGUCCCAUCAUGGAGCGCCUGCCCAGCAACAGUCGCGUGGCAAUCGGAGCGCAAGCAAUAACACCAGUGGCCGUAUGAAAUCCUCUGGAGCACAGCAACAGGCCAAUGCUGCAGGCUCCUAUUGCUCCGAUUCUGGAGCAGCACCUUCCAAGCGCUCACAGCGAGGAAAGCGCAGCCACCGACAGAAAAUGGAGGAUCUGUCUGGCAUACCCAACAACAUGGGUUAUUUUAAUCCCAACGAAGUUGCCAUACCUCCACCGCUGCCAUCAAACGCUCCUCACGCGUCCAGCUAUGCGAGCACCUUGGCACAAAAAAUGCAGGAUCUACGCAUAGGCAACCCCACUGCCAGCGAUGGAAAGCAGCAGCAUCUAUCGCCGAACUGCAGCAUCAUGGAUCAGCUGAACCGCGGCGUCCAGGUGGAGCAUUUGUCGCUGCCCCCAGGCAUCACACUCACCAAGGUGGAUCCCAUCAAGAGCGAACAAUUGCGUCAAAAGAGCGAGUCCAUUCGCAAGCUCUCCAAGCCCUUGGCGGAGAGCCAGCAGUCCACUCUGCUGCACCAGCAGCAGCAAUUCCAGAUGCCACAGCAGUCACAUCUAAUGGCCGGCUAUUAUGGCGGAUUGGGGGCCUACAAUACCGCUGGCAUGGAUGGCAGUGGUGUCAUCAUGGUGGAGGCCAAUCCAACAACUAAUCUCAACAGUGCUGUGCCCAAUGUGGCAGCGGCUGCAGCGGCGGCCACGGCUAGUGGCAAAUCCUCACGCCGGCGACGUCGUAACCGCGGAAAAUCUAGCGGAAGUGGAGGGUCUGCUCAAGCAACAACUUUAAAGCACCGUGGUGGCGGUGGUGGCGGUGGUGGCGGUGGUGGCGGAGGUGGUGAUAUCCAGCAUACGUCGGCCAUCAAUGAGAGUGGCGCAGGCGGAGGCACUAACAUCAUUACGCUUCGCAAUCCCAUGUUCCAUCAGGCUAUGGGCUCCGGUAGCAAUGGACCAGUAGGUGGGGCUGCUGUAGGCAACAUGAUGCCUCCAAACAACAUAAUCCCAGGACGCUCCUAUGGCGGGGGCCUUCCCAUUGCCGCACCCUUGCCCAUGGACCAACCGGCCGCAAUUAUUAAAAAUGAGAACGGCAUGUUCACCAUACGCAAUCCGGCGUUGCAUCAAGCCGUCACAAAUGGCUUGGCCAUGGGCGGAUACCGCCAGUUUGGUGGCAAUGUCAACUAUUACACACCGCAGGAGGCAGUGGCUGAGGCCGCACGAGCGACACAGCAGAAACAAACUACUCUGCCCACCCACGGCAGCACCACAGCCUCCGGUGAAGCACCACCCACCAAUUUCUCAUACUUUUCCAGUGGCUCGGCUAGCGGCAAUGGCAGCAGCAACGGCGGUGUCGGUGCUGUUGCUGGCAGCAGUGUUGGUGUCAAUAGCAGCACGCACAACAAUAUCAGUAUUAGCUGUACAAACGUUCCCCACACUAGCAACACAACCAACACCAAUGCGGCCAACAUGGUUGGUGCUGGUGGCGGCGCCGGCAGACUGAUUGGCGAUGCGGCGGUCAUUGCGCGCCCGAAGCAGGCACAGAAAUGCCUCUCCGCGAUUGGAAGCGAGCUUAAGCAGAAGACCAAAGAAAGCAACCACACAUCAUGGUCAAGCUUUGGACAGCCAUCGGACUUUGGUGCUGGCACAUCGACGGCUCCCUCAACGCUGCAGGAGCAAUAUCAGCAGUCCAGCUAUUACAACGGCUUCGAAGUGUUUCCAUCGUCGAAUACGCAGGCGCCCAGCGCUACUGGACCUGCGGGCGAAUGUCACAUGCAUCACAGCUGUGGCGACGACUCGCCGCCGCCGACUAUUACGGGCUUCAAUUCCUACCUGGAGGGCAUACCCAACACGGGCGUCAUACGCUAUGAUGACGCCGCGUUUCUCAAGAAUUUAAUUCCGGGCCAGCAUCUCAACAACGAGGUCUCCAUUCACAAUAUAUCGGAGUCCAACUUUACGCGCAACAACACUUCGCCAGCGCCGCACCAUGUGGAAAUAACCACAGUGUUCGGAAACCGUACGCGAUCCACAAAUGCCUACGAUCAGCAACAGACACAGCCGCCCCCACAGGGGAUUGUAAAUUCCGGUGCUAAUUACUGUGACAAUGUGGCAGCGGACUACGGCAGUGAUACCAGCCACGCCCACCUGUUUGCACAGGGCAACUUGAUGCCCACCCGCCUCCCGCAACCAUCGCCAGGAACAUCCGAUCCCUUUGGCAGCUAUGACUUCGAAGCAGCUAGCGUAGGCGGCAGCACAUCCAAGCCAGCCAGCGUGGCAAGCGAUCUGAACGAAUUCCUACGCCGCAGUCCGCACAGUCAGCGCACAUCCCCGUACAGUUUCGAUGAAAACGCCGCGCUGGAGACGUUCGUCCAGAACAUGAGUGCCCUGCAGAUCGCCAGUGCUGCGAGCGAUGCUGAGCAAUGCUCGCGCUUGAAUGGAGCGGGGGUCGGUGUGGGUGUUUCCUCGGACGCAGCCGAUGUGGCAGCGGCUGCUGCUGCGGCCAGCGGGGUGGGUGCGGCUGCCUGGUGGUAAACGCAAUUCCCGCAGUCAUGACAAGACAACAAAAGCAUCCUUCAUAAACAUCCAUACAAGAAAAACACGCCCACAUAACGCAUACAUUUCAUUGAUAAGGCAAACAAAAAAUACAAGAAAUCAUUCAAAAUGACUUAGAUGUCAAUUUCAAUGUUUAAAAAAAAAAUGCAAAAAACAAGUGGAAAAUAAAGAAACUUUAAA